Messenger RNA from Megalopta genalis, 1886 nucleotides. It is a transcript of the gene Mettl14, whose product is annotated as methyltransferase like 14. NCBI's taxonomy places the organism in Eukaryota, Metazoa, Arthropoda, Insecta, Hymenoptera, Halictidae. Gene Ontology annotation, cellular component: nucleus; RNA N6-methyladenosine methyltransferase complex. Gene Ontology annotation, molecular function: mRNA binding. The record is from RefSeq and is a predicted model, not a curated record. Gene Ontology annotation, biological process: mRNA modification.
UCGCCAGAAGCGACGCCAGUUGUCACAAAAAAUGGUUGUAUUUUAUCCGAGUGUAUAACUGUGCUGAAACUCUAGGAAAAAGGAAGCUACUGCAUCGAACGUAUGUUGCUGCCAUUCUGUGCGAAUAAAUAUUGUGCUCGAUAAACGUUUUCAAAGAGGCGUCAGUGUGUAACGAGACCCUUACACAGGCUAAGAAUAUAAGACGUACUUACCGAUCAUCCCAAAUCGAGUCAAACACCAAUGAAUGCUCGCGAUAGAUGAAUCUGUCAGCUGGUUUCCCUGUACAGAAACAAUGCUUCAAACUCUUCGCGAGCGAUCGCAAAAGCGCAAGAAGCUUCUGGCGCAAACGCUUGGUGUUUCGAGCGUCGACGAGUUGCGUCAGAUUUUGGGCACAGACGUCGACGAGUCGCAGAGGAAACGGGGGAAAUCGGUGUCCGAGAGGUCCGUGAAUGGCGGGAAAGAUUCAAAGAACGACGCAGCUCCGACGGACGAGAUCGUUUAUAAAGACUCUUCGACGUUUCUCAAGGGCACACAGUCGUCGAAUCCUCACAACGACUAUUGUCAACACUUCAUCGACACGGGUCAGCGGCCACAAAACUUCAUCCGAGACGUGGGCCUUGCGGAUAGGUUCGAAGAAUACCCGAAGUUGCGCGAGCUGAUCAAAUUGAAGGAUGACCUAAUAUCAGAAACCGCGACUCCGCCGAUGUACCUGAAAACAGACUUGCUCUCGUACAAUCUGAAAGAGCUCAACUGCAAAUUCGACGUGAUACUGAUCGAACCCCCGCUGGAGGAGUAUCAGCGCACGUGUGGCGCGACCAACGUUCAGCUGUGGAAUUGGGAUCAGAUCAUGGAGCUGGAUAUCGGUGAAGUGGCGGCGAAUCGGAGCUUCGUGUUUCUCUGGUGCGGUAGCAGCGACGGCCUGGACAUGGGACGCUUCUGUCUCCGCAAGUGGGGCUUCAGACGGUGCGAAGACAUCUGUUGGAUUCGCACCAACAUCGACAAUCCAGGUCACAGCAAGAACUUGGACAGCAAAGCCGUGCUCCAGAGGACCAAGGAACACUGUCUGAUGGGAAUCAAGGGAACAGUUCGACGAUCCACAGACGGGGACUUUAUCCAUGCGAACGUGGAUAUUGACUUGAUCAUAUCGGAAGAGCCUGAAUACGGCUCCAUAGAGAAACCUGUCGAAAUCUUUCACAUAAUCGAGCACUUCUGCCUCGGCAGGCGACGGUUGCACCUGUUUGGCCGCGACACCACCAUUCGGCCUGGAUGGCUGACCGUCGGACCGGAACUGACCAAUACAAACUUCAACGCGGAUCUGUACACCAGUUACUUCGCGAACGGCCAGAUCACGACAGGCUGCACGGAACGCAUCGAGGCCCUCAGACCAAAGUCUCCGCCGCCGAAGGGCAAGGUCGCCGGUCGAGGGAGAGGCGGAUUCAGCCGUGGACGGGGCAGAGGAAGGUAAAACGCGCGUCGGUUAGACCGGCCACGUGCAGCGAGCAGACUGAUCAAGGUUGUAACGCCGCUUCCUUUCGAGGAUACCGCCGUGCUCCGCCGAGUAUUUGAGGAUCCGGAAAUCGUCCGAUUCGCCGCGCACCUUCGCGUUCGCGUCGUUCGAGACCAGGGGCCGAUCCGGGAACGGAACGGCCCGGAAAACGGUCGCGCAAGAGUCGGUGCGAACGAACAUAAUGCGAACACCGAUCGAUCACUUUUUGCGCGCGACAACAAAGUUCGCGAGCAGAGAAAACGGACGCGCACGAUCGAGCUCCGUGAACAAGACGUAACGCAACGCAAUACUUUGGCAUACGAUACGACUCGUGCCCUACAAUAUUUUGUAACGCAGAAACUAUACAAAGUGUUUCCAAUAAACCAAUCGAAUCGAAGAG